Molecule: messenger RNA, 3770 nt
Organism: Penaeus vannamei (Pacific white shrimp)
Lineage: Eukaryota; Metazoa; Arthropoda; Malacostraca; Decapoda; Penaeidae
Source: RefSeq, a predicted model, not a curated record
GAAGGAUCGUUGUCGAAGGAGACGAGCGACAGCGAGAAGGAAAAUACGUUUCACGAACACCUUUUUGUCGGAGUUGUCGGAGGUCUCAGUGAAUUUGCCUCGUUAGUGGAGGAUGAGGGCGAGGAUUGCGCCCGGGAGUACACGGAACGGCGCGUAAGUAGCCUCGCGGGUGAAGGAGGCGCCAGAGCUGCCGGAGAGAAGGACCUCCGGAGGGAAAAGAGUGGGAGGAGGAGGAGGAGGAGGGCGUGAUGAGGCUGCUCCUGGGCCGGGCCGAGCGGAGGGCAAGCAGAGCGCGUGAGGUUACGAGAUAAGCAGUGCUUUCCGCGAUGGCUUUGAGGUUUCUCGGGCUCCUCGCGCUGGCGGCGGCGGGCUCCCUGCUGGCGGCGGCGGUGGAGGACGACGUGGCCGAGUACCCGGGCCUUGCCGAGGAUUAUCCGGAGCCGGUCGAAGUGUACGACUACGAUUACUACGGCGGCGGCGGCAUCCACUACCAGGUGGACGACGACUCCUACGUCCGCGAGGGCAUGGCCAACGCCACCGCCUUCAAGUGCUUCUGCAAGGGCGACCAGGAGUGGGACGGGAGCGCGUGCAGCGACAAGAGCACGAUCGUCGCGGUGAUAAAUAUGCACACGUUCUCGCGGCUGGCGUUUAAUACCACUGACUUCGGGCGCGUGUCCGUGGUGGGCCCCCCGCCGUGCGCCCCGCCGGCGCUGCCGAUGCUGCUCGACUCCAGAGAUGGAUUUGAAUUCUCGCUAAUGGUCAAUGGCAGUCUGUUCUGGAACAGCAUGAUUUACACCAAUUACUGUAUAGAGCACACGCCGGGUAGUAACUGGUUAGCUCACCUGUGCGUGCCCCCGCCCUCCGUCCCCACCUGCUGCCCCCCCGGCCACGUGCAGGCGAAGAACGGCUCGUGCUUCGCCCGCGGGGAGGGCGCCUUCUCGCCGCCCGUGCUCGUCGAGACGGAAGUCAAGUUCUGGGACGCGAAGGAGGUCGGGCCCCACGAGGUCGUCUGUCCCGACAAGUGGGACAAGCUGCGCCUGCCGCUGGACGACAAGAACGUUAGUCUUCUGUACCAGUCCGGCGUGACGCUCCUGAGGUGGCAGCCGCCCACGAUUCAGAUGCAGUAUCCAAAGAAAUACUGCGUGGCGAUGGACGCGGAGUCGCAGGGCGGCGCCCCGCAGUACGUAGCCAACCUGUGCUUCCUGGACCCUCUCGUGGACCACAGGGAGACGUGCAAGAACAACACCUGCGUGCGGAAGUGCUGCCCCCUGGACGAGUACCACGGGGACACGUGUUUGCCCGCCUUUGAGGAGAAGCAGAAGUGGAAGCCCGUCUUCUACGAGCACCGCGGGAACGACGUCGUGCAAGCCGUGGACUUCACGGGGGAAGGGAUGACGUAUGUGAUGGGCUAUCCCCUGUGCAAGGAGUACUUCCUCAUGGAACCUCACAAAAUAGGAAGCGACGUCUUCCACCUCAUGACCGACGGCACCCUGUACGUCCCGGUGUUCAAGCAGCACUUCCCGCCCGACCGCUACUGCAUGGACAACUUCGUGGACCCCGAAGACCACGAGAUCCGCAUGCAGCCGCUCGUCUGCUUCCACGAAGAGGCCGUCGAGAGCAAAGCCUGCGCCGCCAUGCAGUCGUACCUCUACCCGAUCCUUCUGCUGGUGUCCUGCGUGUUCCUGGGGAUCACGCUGCUGGUGUACGUCAGCGUCCCGGAACUCCACGCCAAAGUCCACGGGAAGUGCCUGGUCUCGCACGUGUCGGCGCUGUUGCUCGCGUACUGCAGCCUCAUCACCGUGCAGUGGGCCACCAACACCCUGCCCUCCGUCGCCUGCAAGAUCAUGGCGUCUCUCACCCAUGUGAGUUUCCUGGCGGCCUUCUUCUGGCUCAACGUCAUGUGCUUCGACAUCUGGUGGACGCUCAAAUCCAUGCGGCCCGUGGCAGAGUCCGGCGAACGGUCGAGGUUCCGCUUCAAGAUGUACUCUCUGUACUCGUGGGGCUGCCCGCUGCUCAUCUCCAUCGCCUCCCUCAUCGUGCAGGAGCUGCCCGACGACCUCGGGGUCAAUCAAAAAAUAAGGGAAUGCUGGUUCGAUAAAAAUAUAUCGCUCUGGGCCUAUUUCUACGGGUUUGUGUUGACGCUUGUGGUGGCCAACAUUAUUUUCUUCUGUCAAGUGGCUUAUAUUCUUGUCAUGGCCCAAAAUGACCCAAUCCUACAGAGAACUCGCCAGCAGAACAGGGAGAGAAUGUGGCUCUACGUGAAGCUGUUUCUUGUGAUGGGAAUAACUUGGAUUGCCGAAGUUGUAUCGUGGCAGGAAGGAACGUGCGAAGCCUGGGUCUUUACGGACGUGAUCAAUUCUCUCCAGGGAUUUUCCAUUUUCAUUAUAUUCAUCUGUAAGAAGAAUAUGCUGAAGAAGAUUCGCAGCAAGUGGGAUCCCUAUCUCCGGCGCAUGAAGGAAAUGGUUGGAUCAACUCGGCUGUCUCACUCUGGUACGGCCCAUACAUCUCAAGUUCAUUCUUCCUUCAGUUCGACAAGCAACAGACCAAACCAUUCGGCUGCAUCACAGAGGACAGUGCAAAGCCAGAUAUCCAUUGACCCCACAUCAUCAACAAGAAGGCUGUCUGCCAGUUCCCUCUCCCCUGUCACAGGUGUGCAGGUUCACAGCCAGAACAAAAUUGCAAUGAACAUUGCUGAGAGCUCGAAUGAACAAGAAAGUAAUAAUGCUAUUGGGAACUUCCCCACUACUGAUGUCUCAAAUCCUGUGCCACAGAGACUGAGUUCAUCAGGUAGUGGAAAUAACACAGUUGAUGGGACUUCAGUGAUGGUCGCAGGUAUACCAAGUAGCACUGUUAACCCCUCUGAUGUUUCUGUUGAAGAAUCUGGAAAGCCACCUCACCUCAAAGACAUCACUGAAGAACCUAUGCCAGUUACAACAAGGGACAGCAAAAUCUCUAUACCAGAUGAAGAUGAAGGAAAAGAUCAGGGACAUGAAAAUGAAGUACAAUCUCCUAAUAAACUGACUCAGUCUCUGACACCUAACAGGAUGCAGACACCAGCAAGUGACGCAGUUUAUUUAAGUGAUGAGUCAAAGUGUACAGCAGUAAAUGACUCUAGGUCUCCUGACACGAGGCCUGUUUCAUCGUCAGGGAGCAGUGAUGAAGACCCUAUUACCAUUAAUGGAGAAAUACCUCAGAAGAUUGAGGACGGGGUAUCACAUCCUGUGAAUGAAGCUACUGUUGUGAGAGUAAGUUCUCCAACCCCAGAACUCUCACCAUCUGAGAAGGUUAUUAAAGACCAUGCAGAAAUAAAUGAUUCUGAACUAAAGAGUGAAGAGAAAAAAGAAGGGUCACACAACAUCUUAGGACCUCAUGAGCAUCAAGAAACAAAGGAUCUUAGUCUGUAUGAUUAUGGUGAUGAAGAACCAGUGAAUGUCUGACAAGGUCCCUUGUAAAGACAAUGUACCUGCGAUUUGAUUCAAAUAUCAAAACAUGUACGUGCAAGACAUGUAAUGAAGACAUCCCAUGAACUGAUGUAGAUAAUAGAGAAUUUAGAAAUUGGAAUAAAAAAGAUUGGGAAAAGUUGAAUAUCAUGUAAUAAGUUGAUUAUGCAAGGGUAUAAUCUCCUGAUCUCUGAUUUUUACUGAAAGUGUUAUGAGAAAACAUAGAGAGACUGAAAUCUGAAUGUGGGUGUAUAGCAAGAUGUAUUGACUCUGUAAUCAGAAAUGUUAAUAGAUUUUUAAAAAAGGAUCCUUUCAGUAUAUUAAUGUUGC